AUGCUACGGGUGACUGUAAGUAGUAUAUUGGACACUUUGCGGCUGAGACUACUUACGUAUGCAGUCUGCGCUAAACCGAAAAAGACGAUGCACUCACCUACAUUCGUGCUGUACCUCAUUCCAUCACGCUGUGAUUUCUACUACAUAUCACUAUAA
This is a messenger RNA of Bipolaris victoriae FI3, 156 nucleotides long. RefSeq lists its product as hypothetical. The record is from RefSeq and is a predicted model, not a curated record. The transcript has a single exon. The coding region runs from base 1 to 156 and encodes 51 amino acids. Lineage: Eukaryota; Fungi; Ascomycota; Dothideomycetes; Pleosporales; Pleosporaceae.